AUGACAAAUAUCAAACUUAAAAGCAGUGAUGAUCAAGUGUUUGAUGUUGAUGUCAAAGUAGCUCAAUGUUCUAUAACUAUAAAAACAAUGUUGGAGGACUUGGGGAUGCCAGAAGAGGAAGAAGAUGAACCUAUUCCGUUACCAAAUGUCAGUGGCUCAGUUUUAAAAAAGGUUCUUGAAUGGGCAAAUUAUCACAAAGAUGAUCCACCAAUAAACGAAGAUGAAAAUCCUGAAAAAAGAACAGAUGAUAUUUGCGAAUGGGAUAUGGAAUUUCUUAAAGUUGAUCAAGGAACACUUUUUGAACUAAUAUUAUCUGCGAAUUAUCUUGAUAUCAAAGGGCUUUUGGAUGUUACAUGUAAAACUGUAGCUAAUAUGAUUAAGGGUAAAACACCAGAAGAAAUCCGCAAAACCUUUAACAUUAAAAAUGAUUUUUCACCCAUAGAAGAAGAUCAGGUUCGGAAAGAAAAUGAAUGGUGUGAAGAGAAAUAACAUAAAAUAUCCUUCAUAAUUUGACGAAGUUAUUUAUUUCAUAGGUUUCUAAGUUCUUUUU
This is a messenger RNA of Ceratosolen solmsi marchali, 550 nucleotides long. Its product is annotated as S-phase kinase-associated protein 1-like. The transcript has 2 exons. Gene Ontology annotation, biological process: ubiquitin-dependent protein catabolic process. Lineage: Eukaryota; Metazoa; Arthropoda; Insecta; Hymenoptera; Agaonidae. Bases 1 to 489 code for a protein of 162 amino acids. The record is from RefSeq and is a predicted model, not a curated record.